GUCGGGUCGGGUCGUGUACCUUUUGCCACGAAUGUUGUGCCAGUCAGGCUCUAAAAGGCCUUACGAGAACAGCUGAGAUUUCGCUGCUCCGCAUGACGCAAAGAUACUGAAACUGAAAAUUGAAAUUCUCCAAGUCUUUAAGAUAUCAUAUCUCGUGUGUGCGCCGAGCGGGAAAUUCAUAAGCAAAAAAGAAAAAAGAAAAAAACAAAAGAAAAACCAAGUGUUUUGUUAGUGAAUUCAAAGCUGAAAUGCUUUUAGCAUAUGCAGUCUUAAAAAUAAAUAAUAAUUUUUAACAUCAAAAAGAAAAGCAAAAGCUGACAUAUAAUUUUGGCUAACAAACGAAAUAAAAGGAUAAGAGCGGAAGACUCUGCCCCAUACAAAAAGUGUGAACCGUACUCAGUGCGUACAAAGUGUAUUCCAGCAAUUAUCCCACGUGUUCCGACCCGGCCGCCAAAAUUAUUACGCACAAUUCGCUGAGCGUGUACGGCGGCGGCGUCAUGUGCGCCUCCCCGUCCACGGCUCCCGGCUUCUUCAAUCCGCGCCCGCAGUCCGGCGCGGAGCUGUCGGCCUUCGACCUCGGCCUGUCCCGCUCGAUGGGGCUGGGCGUGGGUGUGCCGCCGCACAGCGCCUGGCACGAGCCGCCGACCUCGCUGGGCGGUCACCUGCAUGCCGCGUCCGCGGGUCCGGGCGCCACCGGCGGCAGCGUGGCGACGGGAGGCGGCGGCACCACCCCCAGCAGCGUGGCCAGCCAGCAGUCGGCGGUGAUCAAGCAGGAUCUGUCCUGCCCCAACCUCAAUCAGGCGGGAUCAGGAGGUCAUCAUCCUGGAUCAAAGAGAUCUCUCCAGCCUCCCAGCGCCAAUGGCGGAUCCGCCGGUGGCCAUCACUCUAGUGGGGGUUCGGGUUCCGGUUCGGGUGUAAACUCCGGCCACGGCUCCGACAUGCUGCCCCUGAUCAAGGGCCAUGGCCAGGACAUGCUGACCAGCAUCAAGGGACAGCCCACCGGUUGCGGCAGCACCACGCCCAGCUCCCAGGCCAACAGCUCCCACUCGCAGAGCAGCAACAGCGGAUCCCAGAUCGACAGCAAGCAGAACAUCGAGUGCGUCGUUUGCGGCGACAAGAGCUCCGGCAAGCACUACGGACAGUUUACCUGCGAAGGCUGCAAAUCUUUCUUCAAGCGCUCGGUGCGACGCAAUCUCACCUACUCAUGCCGCGGCAGCAGAAACUGUCCCAUAGAUCAGCAUCAUCGCAAUCAAUGUCAAUAUUGCCGAUUGAAGAAGUGCCUCAAAAUGGGCAUGCGACGCGAAGCUGUCCAACGUGGCCGCGUUCCCCCUACACAGCCCGGUCUGGCCGGCAUGCAUGGCCAGUACCAGAUCGCCAACGGGGAUCCCAUGGGCAUCGCCGGCUUCAACGGGCACUCGUACCUCAGUUCCUACAUCUCGCUGCUCCUGCGGGCGGAACCGUAUCCCACCUCGCGAUAUGGCCAGUGCAUGCAGCCCAACAACAUCAUGGGCAUCGACAACAUCUGCGAACUGGCCGCCCGACUGCUCUUCUCGGCAGUUGAGUGGGCCAAGAACAUACCCUUCUUCCCGGAACUUCAGGUGACCGACCAGGUGGCCCUGCUCCGGCUCGUCUGGUCGGAGCUGUUCGUCCUGAACGCCAGCCAGUGCUCCAUGCCGCUCCACGUGGCCCCGCUGCUGGCCGCCGCCGGACUGCACGCCUCCCCGAUGGCCGCCGACCGGGUGGUGGCCUUCAUGGACCACAUCCGCAUCUUCCAGGAGCAGGUGGAGAAGCUGAAGGCCCUGCAUGUCGACUCCGCGGAGUACUCCUGCCUCAAGGCCAUCGUGCUGUUCACCACCGGUAAGUUGCUGGACAUCCUGUACAAGGAUGUGCCGGCGCUGCUCACCAAGGUUUCAGCCCUGCUCGGCAAGGGCUCCAUGGCGUCCAACGACGAUGUCCUGGCCGUGGUGCGUGAUCAUCUAGACGAGCUGAAUCGCUCGGAGAUGGAGUCUCAGGCGUCGCAGCAGGCUCCGCUCCACCUGGCCGCCUUCAUGAAGAGCGUUGCUGGUGUUGAGGCUGCAGUGCAGCAGGCGGAGCAGGCUCAGGCUCCAACCUCCUCGGCCUCCACCUCCGCUUCCGCCUCUGCUCCUCUGGUUCCCUCCGCCGGCAGUGCCUUCAGCAGCUGCCAGGCCAAGUCCGGUGGUUCGGAGAUGGAUCUGCUGGCCAGUUUGUAUGCCCAGGCCCAGGCCACGCCCCCAAGCAGUGGGGGAGGCGACGCCUCUGGGCACAACAACAGCAGCGGGCUGGGCGCCUCGCUUCCUACUCAAUCGCAAAGCGGUUCGUCCUCCCGCAACCUAACCGCCUCGCCGCUGAGUACUUCGCUGGCAACCGCUCCCGCAUCCGCUCCUGCUCCCGCUCCCCUUCCCACCUCCUCAGCGAGCCACCUUCCGGUGACCUCCACCUCCACCGCCACCUCCUCCUCAUCUUCCUUAAGUGGUGGAGCCUAUCAGACGCCCUCGGCUGCGGCGGCGGCGGCUGCCAUGUUCCACUACCAAACGCCACCGCGCGCCGCCUUCGGCUCGGCCUUCGAUAUGUUCCACCACAGCACCCCCUUCGGAGUGGGGGUGGGCCACGCCCAUGCCCAUGCCCACGCCCUCGCCCACUCGGGUGGCAGUGGCAGCGCGUCCUUUGGCAGCCCCAGCUACAGGUAUUCGCCCUAUAGCCUGGCCGGUAGUAGAUGGCAGUUGUAGGAUCUCACAGAAGUCGAACCCCCCAGUACUGUAAAUUUACUUGUAUCUAUAGUGUUAGGAAACCAACCCCUUAAAAUCCUCUGUAUGUAUGUAUAUGUACUUACUUUAGUGCCUAGAAACUAGCUCUACCUAUUUAUUGCCUUACACUAAGUAUAAUUUAUUCUAGCCGUAAUUUCACAUAGACUAGCCUAGUGAACUUUGCCAAAAAAUUUGAUAGAACAAAGAAUCGACGAGGGAGAAGAGAAAAAAAGAAUCUUAAGAAUAUAUAUAAAGCUGUUGCUGUUAAACAAAAAUCUAAUCCUGGCCUGUGUUUUUACUCGUUAUCGCUUACUAAUGCUUUACAUCGCUUGUUGACUAAUUUUUAGUUUCUUAUUUAUUUGUUUAUUUUGGUUUA
Molecule: messenger RNA, 3141 nt
Organism: Drosophila suzukii
Lineage: Eukaryota; Metazoa; Arthropoda; Insecta; Diptera; Drosophilidae
Gene: svp
Product: COUP transcription factor 2
Biological process (GO): anatomical structure development; cell differentiation; regulation of transcription by RNA polymerase II
Molecular function (GO): zinc ion binding; RNA polymerase II cis-regulatory region sequence-specific DNA binding; nuclear receptor activity
Source: RefSeq, a predicted model, not a curated record